Molecule: messenger RNA, 942 nt
Organism: Eutrema salsugineum
Lineage: Eukaryota; Viridiplantae; Streptophyta; Magnoliopsida; Brassicales; Brassicaceae
Product: protein WUSCHEL
Exons: 3
Coding region: 1-942 (313 amino acids)
Biological process (GO): plant organ development
Molecular function (GO): DNA-binding transcription factor activity; DNA binding
Source: RefSeq, a predicted model, not a curated record
AUGGAGCCACCGCAACAUCAUCAACAUCAUCAAGCCGACCAAGAAAGCGGCAACAACAACAAGUCCGGUUCUGGUGGGUACACGUGUCGACAAACCAGCACGAGAUGGACACCGACGACGGAGCAAAUCAGAAUCCUCAAAGAUCUUUACUACAAUAACGGAGUCCGGUCACCAACAGCCGAUCAGAUCCAGAAGAUCUCUGCAACGCUGAGACAGUACGGAAAGAUCGAGGGCAAAAACGUCUUUUAUUGGUUUCAGAACCAUAAGGCUCGUGAGCGCCAGAAGAAGAGAUUCAACGGCACGACCAUGACCACCACACCAACGUCCUCAUCGCCCAACUCUGUAAUGAUGGCUAGUGAUCAUUUUCAGCAUAACCAUCAUCAUCCUCUUCUUCACCAUAACCAUCAUCAUCAUGGCGUUACCAUGCAGAGACCUGCUUCGUUCAACGUUAAACGUGACCAAGAAAAUCAUCUGCUUCAUCAGAACAGAUCAUAUCCCAGCUUCAAUAACGGGAACUUAAAUCAUGCAAGUUCAGGUACUGAAUGUGGUGCUCUUAAUGCUUCUAAUGGCUACAACAUGAGUAGCCAUGUCUAUGGAUCUAUGGAACAAGAUUGUUCUAUGAGUUACAACAACGUUAACGUAGGAGGUUGGACAAACAAUAUGGAUCAUAAUCAUCAUUACUCGGCUCCAGCUUACAAUUUCUUCCAUAGACCAAAGCCUCUGUUUGGUCUAGAAGGUCAUCAAGAUCAAGAGGAACAUGGUGGCGAUGCUUAUCUGGAACAUAGACGUACGCUUCCUCUCUUCCCUAUGCAUGGUGAGGAUCAUAUCAAUGGCGCUGGUGGUGGCAUCUGGAAGCAUGGACAAUCGGACGGUCGUGAUUUUUAUGGUAGAGACCCUCAUGACUCUCUCAAGCUAUGUCUUAACUCGUACGCCGGCGAAUAA